GUCAGGAAUUUCUUCAAACAGGAGUUUGGUAUUUGUCACACAAGCAGAGUCAAGAUGCUUCGAGAAGUGAAACCCAAGAAUCCGCGCACAGCGCGUAUUCUUAAGAAGAAAGAACCAAAAUUAAUCGAACCCACCAAACGCACACUGCUCCUGCACGGCACAAAAUGUCCGGUUCCACUGAACACUCUGCUCAAGACAUUUCAUGGACUAACGAACCCCAAUUCGGUUCUCUUCCAUAAAAAAAACGAUAAUAUCCGCCCAUUCGAAAACACUGAUAGCAUUGAAUUCUUGGCCGGUAAGAAUGAAUGCGGUAUCGUGGUUUAUGGAAGUAGCAACAAGAAGCGACCCAAUUGCAUCACACUGGCUCGGAUUUACAAUGCGAAGGUUUUGGAAAUGUUCGAGUUGCUGUUACUACCUGGGUCCGAUGGAGAUGCCAUUCCAGCGCCCAAUGCGUUGAAAUUUGAGAUGGGGAUUGGGAUGAAGCCAAUGGUGCUGUUUGCUGGUAGUAUAUGGGAGGAUAACGCAUCCGGGACCUAUGCAAUGAUCAAAAGCGUCUUCUUAGACAUAUUCAAGGGCGAGGAGACUGAUAAGAUUGACGUUGAAGGACUCCAAUUUCUGAUGAUGGUUGCCGCUGAGGAGCCUGCCGAGCCUGGUUUAUCGCCUAUUGUUCAUCUGCGAUGGUAUAAAACUCGUACGAAACGCAGUGGACACAAACUUCCUCGGGUUGAGUUGGAGGAAAUAGGACCUAAAUUUGACUUCAAGGUCGGCCGCGUUCGCGAGGCUGAUCCUAACCUGAUGAAGGAAGCCAUGAAACAAGGCAAACGGCCCAACGAAGAACCCAGGACGAAGAAGAAUAUCUCCAUGGACAUAAUUGGUGAUAAGGUUGGUCGUGUGCAUCUUGGAAAGCAGGAUCUCGCCAACAUGCAAACACGGAAGAUGAAGGGUCUCAAGAGGAGAGCUGGCGUUGAUACGGAUUCGGAAAACGAUGAUGAACCUUCUAACUACGGGUCUGAUGUGAGCGAGGAAAUUGAUUUCAUCGACGAGGACGCGCCAUCGGAUGUGGAUAUGAUGGAUGUUGAUGAGGGUGCUGGUGCAGGAAAGGGGCGUAAUAAAAAGCCAAAGUUGGCGUAGUCUAUUAAGUUCCUGUGCUCUGCGUGCUUAAUGAUCACAUUGUAUGGUGUUGGAUGGGUUUGUAUUUCGUAUACAUAUCAAAUAUUUAUUUUCUAACCAAUCGAUUGAUUUGAAACUAACCGGUCAUUGCUAAUGGGUGAGCAUUAUUCAUAUGUAGUUCUGUAUCGUGCCUAUCAAUUGAUAUUCUUAACUGUGACUUAUAU
Talaromyces proteolyticus is the source of this 1334-nucleotide messenger RNA. RefSeq names its product putative ribosome biogenesis protein. NCBI's taxonomy places the organism in Eukaryota, Fungi, Ascomycota, Eurotiomycetes, Eurotiales, Trichocomaceae. The coding region runs from base 55 to 1131 and encodes 358 amino acids. Gene Ontology annotation, cellular component: nucleolus. The transcript has 2 exons. The record is from RefSeq and is a predicted model, not a curated record. Gene Ontology annotation, biological process: ribosomal large subunit assembly; maturation of LSU-rRNA from tricistronic rRNA transcript (SSU-rRNA, 5.8S rRNA, LSU-rRNA). Gene Ontology annotation, molecular function: rRNA binding.